Etheostoma cragini (Arkansas darter) is the source of this 2164-nucleotide messenger RNA. RefSeq names its product ataxin 10 (gene atxn10). Gene Ontology annotation, cellular component: cytosol. The transcript is spliced from 11 exons. Bases 75 to 1526 code for a protein of 483 amino acids. The record is from RefSeq and is a predicted model, not a curated record. Gene Ontology annotation, biological process: neuron projection development. NCBI's taxonomy places the organism in Eukaryota, Metazoa, Chordata, Actinopteri, Perciformes, Percidae.
UGUCUUAACUUGACCAAUCCCCACCCAUACCUAACAACGUCUAGUGGAUCCGAAUUAGCAUUUACCAGUAGAACAUGGCUAAUACCGACAGCACCCUGGACAUCUUGCCGUCUAUCGUUCGUAUUUUGAAUGAAGAACACUGCCUUCAACACUUACAGGUCUUAAAAACAUUCACGGCUGCGUUACGGGACAAGGAAUACAGGGAUGCUGUGGAGGAGGAGGCGUUCUCCAGUCUUCUUCAAUUAUUGUCCCGACUGUGUGAUGAGCUUCAUGCUGCCAGCUGUGAUGAUCAGGACCUGCAGUCUGUCGCCCUGCAGCUGCAGUUGACCGCUGAGUGCUUUAGGGCUCAGAGGAACUCCUGUGUCCAGAGCACUCGCAAUCAGAGUCUGCUCAGGGAGCUUGGUUUCAUUGAUGUGUCGAUUAAACUCCUAAGCUUCUUCCAGACGGCACAUCUGGAGAGCAGAGAUGGCAUAUUUGAACCUCUUCGUUGUGGGAUCCAGUUUCUCGGUAACUUAUCGGUUGGAAACCAAAUGUGUAAAGAUGACAUAUGGCAGCUGAGCUUCCCAAAUCUUCUCCUGCAGCUGCUCAGUGUUGAUGAUGAGAAGGUGGUAAACUAUGCCUCUAUGGUACUCCACACAUGUCUGGAUGAAGCCAAGGUGGAAGAACUGUCUGAUCCUCAGAACAUCCAGCUGGCCCUCAGGGUGAUGGAGCUCUGUAGGACCCAACCUGACCUGGACUGGACGGUUCUCAUUGCCACCCAGUAUUUCCUCACGUCUCCAGCUCUUGUGGAGAGCAUGUACUCUGGGAUGUCUCACCAUGAAAGAGUUACUCUAUUAGAGCUGCUCUUUGCCCAGCUACAAGAGGACGAUUCUUGUGGCAUCCCUCCAAGUGUGGCUUGCUUCCUGGCCAGUUCCUUCCAGAAAUGUUGUGGCGCUGUGCUGACACUCGCCACUGGCUCAGCUUCCAAUGAUGAGGUCCUGCAGGAGGCACUGACCGUGAUUAGUCUGCUGGACGUGCUGUGUGAGAUGACCUCAGACCACAGGCAGUUCAUGUUUCUCCAGGACCAUCCUGACCUUCUAGUGACCACUGUUGAGCUCCUGGGGCAGGUUCAUGCUAUAGGGAAGGCCAGCAAGAAUAUUUUCAGUGCUGCUCAGAACUUCUCCUCCUUCAGUGGAGAUGGAGACCCUUCCUCCCAUUCUCCUGUCAUCAGUUUCAAGGCCCACCUCAUCCGGCUGAUAGGAAACCUCUGCUACAGCAAUACAAACAACCAGAACAAGGUAAGAGAACUGGAAGGCAUCCCCCUCAUCUUGGAUAACUGCAGCAUAGACAGCAACAACCCAUUUAUCAGUCAGUGGGCCAUCUUUACCAUCAGGAACCUCCUAGAAAACAACACGCAGAACCAGGAGCAGGUCAGCGCCCUGGAACGUCGUGGCACCACUGACUAUUCUGCACUCAAGGAGUUGGGUUUCCUGGUGGAGGAGCGAGACGGAGGCUUGCUGCUCAAAACUGUGAAGAAAGACUCUUGAAAACCUUAGAGGAGCACCUGGAGAGAGGAGGCCCCCAACUCGCAAGCAGGUUUUCAUGCAAAGUAUUUGUUUAGUAAGGAGUAAAGUACAUGUGCACACAUAUACACUUAUGUGAACAUGUGCUCUUGUUGUGUCACAAGCCUCAUUAAUGUUACUUAAUACUUACCUGGGAAUUACCUGUCCACUACUAAACAUGUUAUCUGUCCAGAAUAACUAGACAGCCACACAGCCGCUAGAUUAAGAAGAAAAAUGCUUUGGAAUGAGAUAUUUCUAUCAGAGAAGUAUGUGUUUAAAUUACUUUUCUACCUCAGUAAUGCUUGCACUCAUGCCCAGAUGGGGCAUACAAUUAUUGUUUGAUACACAAAAGGCCUAUAGGGUCCCCCUGGUAUAAAAGCAAAGGUCAAGACAUCAGGAGCUUUUGUUUUGUCUUGACCUGUGUCUAGGAAAUGAAGAGUUUGGGAGAGGCGAGCGCAUGCUGGCACCUUUUACCAAAGCUGAUGCUUUGUGGUUUAAUCCAAAGACAAAGCGCACCGCAGUGUCCGGGUCUUUCACUUUUCACAGACACUGAUGUUACCAGCAGGGGUUGGUGAUUUAAUCCCAGGCCCAUAGUGACUCCUACAGUAACCGCGAAAAACAGA